Molecule: messenger RNA, 2365 nt
Organism: Momordica charantia (bitter melon)
Lineage: Eukaryota; Viridiplantae; Streptophyta; Magnoliopsida; Cucurbitales; Cucurbitaceae
Product: RING/U-box superfamily protein
Source: RefSeq, a predicted model, not a curated record
CAUGUUCUUCGUUUUCAAUCUGAAAUGUCGACAGAGUAAUAACAUAUUAAAUUCGACACUGAAAAUACUCUACUCGGGUUCCCUUUGCUUAGCAUUUGGAUAAUCAAGAACAAAGAAAGGGACUCCAUUUCCAUUUCCAUUUCCACAUCUCUGCAAGUUACUUUGUCUCUUUCUCUCAUCUACUCAUCACAAUAUGCCUCCCAAUCCCACGCUUUCCCUUCUUUCUUACUUUCCCAAAUCUUCUUCCCUCUUAUAAUAAUGUUGCAUUAAUCUCAAAUCUGUGUUUAUGGGAUCCUUCUAGAUCUGGGUUGUCUGAAUCUUUGCCCCUUCUCGCCUUUUUCCAUGGAGUAAGAAUCGGCGUUCGCUUGGAGGGAUGGGAUCCAGUGGAAGUAAAUCAUCGAGAAGUUCGCCGCCGUCGUCGCCGUCCCCGUCGCCGUCGGCUCCCUCUUGUUCUGGGAGAGUCCGGAGGAGGAGAUCCAAGCGCCAUAGAGUUUUCAGGUCUGCUUGCCUUGGCACGUCCUCUGGAUCGCACCACAGCGACAAUGACGAUAAUGACUGUGAAAGUGAGAACAAAAAAAAUACCCAUGAUUAUUCAUCUGCAAAUCAGACUGCUCAAGCGUUAGAUCAGAUGAAAAUCGAUGGUUACAGAAGGAUCAAAGCUGAGGAACCUGUUGAAUUGCCUUGCAUAUCAUCAAAUGUUGAGCUUGAUGAAUGGGAUCGAGGUAGUGUUGCAGUUACAGCCCCCAGAGCAGGAAGUACCUCUGCCCGUGCAUCGUCCCUUCAAUCGUUGAACUCUUCAAGUAACUUCCUUUCUCGCUUUAGUUUCAUUCCCGGUAAUGUAAGCUUCAGACUUAGUAGAGCAACCAGUUUAGGAUCAUCUAGAUCUUAUCCUGUGUCUUCAACAAGUCUCUCAAUGUUGAAUAAUGAAGAUGAGCUUCAUUUAUCGGACAGACCUGCUAGAGGUGGCGUGGAUGAUCAGGAUGAAACUCAGCAAGGUAGCGACUUGCUUCCGGCAUCUCUGGCUAGUGCAACUUGUUUUCAAUUUUGUGGAGAUAAUUCUGCUAAUUUUAGGUUAGAUACACAACCUUCUGGUCUUUCUGACAACUUACAAGACAAUCAGACAGUUUCUUCUACCCAUGACAUAGCUACUGAUUGUGAUGAUGCAAGAGUAGAGCCUGAUGGAAACCUUUCCCAUCCAAGGAUUCUUUCUGAAAAUGAAAGCAGUUUGAUUAGACAAUUCGACAGACGAACUGGAUCUAGGGAACCAGUUGAACGCAAUUUUCGUUUCAGUCGGACCCUUAGUGUUGGAAGACUUCGUGAUAGAGUUCUUCGAAGAUCAUCGUUAUCUGACUUCACAUUUUGUCCUCCGCAGCAAGAGGAUGAGGAGAGAGAUGUAAGUCAGACUGGUGAUGACCGACAUGUCCAGACUGCCGAGACAAGGGCUUUUUCGUCUGAAAAUAAUGCUAUGACCUCUCCAACAACGUCGGGUUAUCCAGCUUCUAGUCUAUCUAGUUCCUUAUUUAGCACCCAAGAUUAUGAAAUGGAAACUACCAGACCUAGAGAAGCUAGAUAUCACGAUUUGCUGGAACACAGGUCAAAUUUCCUUGAACGGAGGAGAAGAAUUCGUUCCCAGGUUCGUGCCCUACAGCGGUUGGGAAGUCGUUUUGAGAACCUAUCUGGGCAUGAGAGAUCAUGUAUCUUAUCUGGUCAACAUAGAACCGGCCAUUGUACUUGUCGUAUCAAUAAUCGUGACACAAAUAUAAAUGACAACACCAGCGCUAGAGCUAGUAUAUCAAGAAUUGUAAUGUUAGCUGAAGCCUUAUUUGAGGUUCUGGAUGAAAUUCACCAGCAAUCUGUGGUUUUGUCCUCUCGUCCCGCAUCUUCAAUUGGCUCUAUGCCUGCACCAAACGAUGUUGUAGAUUCUUUGCCUGUUAAAUUUUAUUCCAAGUUGCAAAAGCAUCAAAGCGAGGAAGUUGCCCAAUGCUACAUAUGCCUGGUCGAGUAUGAGGAAGGAGAUAACAUGAGAGUGUUGCCUUGCCAUCACGAAUUUCAUGCAUCAUGUGUCGACAAGUGGUUGAAGGAGAUCCACAGGGUAUGCCCGCUCUGUCGAGGGGACAUAUGCAGCAGAUCUGAUGCAUUAUCGGACGAUGUCAAGUGAAAUUGACUCAUUUUCAAAACCUCUGCUCUGUCUGGAUUCUUGGAAAUCUUUAAUGAUUCUUUUUGGUUGGCUGAGCAAGAAAGUUUGAAAAUGAUGCUGGAAUUCAGGUUUUUGUUCUAUAAUUUGUGAUGCUUUUAUAAGUAUCAACUUGCUGGAGUGUUGUAAUGGAAAUGGAAAUGGAAAUGGAGACCCAAUCACUUGAGAAAA